GCAAACUUCAGCGGAGGUGUUGGUCCUGCUUGGCAGGUGAUGGCGCCCCCCGCGGCCUAGAGGUCCAGCGCCCGCGGCGAGCCACAGACAGCCCUUCCGUUGUGUCCCACCGACAGUCCUGGGAACAGUGAAUAUGUUGGUGCCGCUAGCCAAGCUGUCCUGCCCGGCAUAUCAGUGCUUUCAUGCCUUAAAAAUUAAGAAAAAUUAUCUACCUCUGUGUGGUACAAGAUGGUCUUCAACUUCUGUUGUACCUCGAAUUACUACCCACUAUACUAUUUAUCCCCGGGAUAAAGACAAGCGAUGGGAAGGAGUGAACAUGGAGAGGUUUGCGGAAGAAGCAGAUGUAGUUAUCGUUGGCGCAGGCCCCGCAGGACUCUCUGCAGCAGUCCGUCUAAAGCAGCUGGCUACUAAACAUGAAAAGGACAUCCGUGUGUGUCUCGUAGAGAAAGCUGCUCAAAUAGGAGCUCAUACUCUCUCAGGGGCCUGCCUGGAUCCACGUGCUUUUGAAGAAUUAUUCCCAGACUGGAAGGAGAAGGGAGCUCCACUUAACACUCCCGUAACAGAAGACAGAUUUGGAAUUUUAACGGAGAAAUACAGAAUUCCAGUGCCAAUUCUUCCAGGUCUUCCAAUGAAUAAUCAUGGCAAUUACAUUGUCCGCUUGGGACAUUUAGUAAGCUGGAUGGGAGAACAAGCAGAAGCCCUUGGUGUUGAAGUAUACCCUGGUUAUGCUGCUGCUGAGGUCCUUUUUCAUGAAGAUGGUAGUGUAAAGGGGAUUGCCACUAACGAUGUAGGGAUACAAAAGGAUGGUGCCCCAAAGACAACAUUUGAGCGAGGACUAGAACUACAUGCCAAAGUUACAAUUUUUGCAGAGGGUUGCCAUGGACAUCUAGCCAAGCAACUAUAUAAGAAGUUUGAUUUGAGAGCCAAUUGUGAUCCCCAAACCUAUGGAAUUGGACUCAAGGAGUUAUGGAUUAUUGAUGAAAAGAAGUGGAAACCUGGAAGAGUAGAUCACACUGUUGGUUGGCCCUUGGACAGACAUACUUAUGGAGGCUCUUUCCUCUACCAUUUAAAUGAAGGUGAACCCCUGGUAGCUCUUGGUUUUGUGGUUGGUCUAGACUACCAGAAUCCGUAUCUGAGCCCAUUUAGAGAGUUCCAGAGGUGGAAACACCAUCCCAGCAUUCGGCCGACAUUGGAAGGUGGAAAAAGAAUUGCAUAUGGAGCCAGAGCUCUGAAUGAAGGUGGCUUUCAGUCUAUACCAAAGCUCACCUUUCCUGGUGGUUUACUAAUUGGUUGUAGCCCUGGUUUCAUGAAUGUUCCCAAGAUCAAAGGUUCCCACACAGCAAUGAAAAGUGGAAUUUUGGCAGCAGAAUCUAUUUUUAAUCAACUAACUGGUGAAAAUCUCCAAUCAAAGACAAUAGGACUCCAUGUAACUGAGUAUGAGGACAAUUUGAAGAAAUCAUGGGUGUGGAAAGAGCUAUAUUCUGUUAGAAAUAUAAGACCAUCCUGCCAUGGAAUACUGGGUGUAUAUGGAGGGAUGAUUUACACUGGAAUCUUUUACUGGAUAUUUAGAGGAAUGGAGCCAUGGACUCUAAAACAUAAAGGUUCUGACUCUGAUCAGCUCAAGCCAGCCAAGGACUGCACACCUAUUGAGUAUCCAAAACCUGAUGGACAGAUCAGCUUUGACCUUUUGUCAUCUGUGGCCCUAAGUGGUACUAAUCAUGAACAUGACCAACCAGCACAUUUAACCUUAAAGGAUGACAGUAUUCCUGUAAACAGAAAUCUGUCAAUAUAUGAUGGACCAGAACAGCGAUUUUGCCCUGCAGGAGUUUAUGAAUUUGUACCUUUGGAACAAGGUGAUGGAUUUCGGUUACAGAUAAAUGCUCAGAAUUGUGUGCAUUGUAAAACAUGUGAUAUUAAAGAUCCAAGUCAGAAUAUUAACUGGGUGGUACCUGAAGGCGGUGGAGGACCUGCUUACAAUGGAAUGUAAACUGCAACUGAUUUCAUUUGCAGGCACUUGUGAGAGUUUCUUUAAAAUGUAUGGCAAGCUAACUAAACAUUUAGAAGUCAACAGGUUGUCAAACUAUCUUACCACAUAUUACUGAUCAGAAUGUUCAUAAAAUUAUCAACGAAAUAAAAAUUUUAUACUUACACCU
Molecule: messenger RNA, 2153 nt
Organism: Felis catus (domestic cat)
Lineage: Eukaryota; Metazoa; Chordata; Mammalia; Carnivora; Felidae
Gene: ETFDH
Product: electron transfer flavoprotein dehydrogenase
Biological process (GO): electron transport chain
Cellular component (GO): mitochondrial inner membrane
Molecular function (GO): electron-transferring-flavoprotein dehydrogenase activity; iron-sulfur cluster binding
Source: RefSeq, marked provisional